AUGUCCACCCCUAUUGGUUCUGGGAUUCCAUCCGAGGGCCUCCCUCUGCCUAUCGAUGAGCUUCUUCAUGCUCUACGCGGCGUCCAGGAAUCAGAACACUUCAACCGCAUACAAGAGACUUCGUGCUCGAAGUGGUUGCUGACGCCCGGAAACCCAAGACCUGUAGACUUUGACAAUUUGUCCGAAAUGCGUCUAGAAGAUGCUGUCGACGCCUACAAUCGCACCGCGCCUGUCUAUCUUCUGCGUGACCUGCCGGAUCCGCAGGAAUCGAACCCACCAUUGUUCUGUGCAGUUGUUAUUAUUCUUCGAUCAGCUGUUUAUGAUUUUGAAACCAUCCCUGAUAUUGGAGCUAUACUUGUUUUCAUUGCUUCUACUGGAAUUAAGCAAGAUAUUAGCGCCCCUAUCGACUUUUCUUUGAUCCCAGAGGCCGAGUUGCUAGACAAAGCGUGCGACUCGGCUGGUCGCACGCAAGCGAUCGAAACCUCAUUACGGGCUGCGAUCGAUUUUCUCAUCCUUCUCGAGCAACGAGAGGCUGGAGUCUUUGGCUUCAAGCCGGAUCCUGUUGAAAGUACGCGCAACGAGACUCUAGACCGUGGUGAUCCCAUCGCUGCAGCUGCCAGGGAGCUCGGUUGGGACAACGACGCAAUGGGACUACUACAUGGGCCUAGCUCAGCUUGGGUUGAUACAGGCAAGUAUCACACCUGGACUGGAAGAGGGGUCUUGGCCCGUAAAGCGUUCGAAAACGUGCUACGCUUCUUUCGGCGGGCUGCAGACUUUGAAAGAGACCGCGCGAAGCAGUUCUCUCCGGAAUGGCUCCGGCUCAUCAAGCAGCAAAGCCGCUCAGCGACAUUAAUCAGCGACAGCAAGCAAGAGUCUACAUAA
This is a messenger RNA of Akanthomyces muscarius, 882 nucleotides long. RefSeq lists its product as uncharacterized. The transcript is spliced from 2 exons. The record is from RefSeq and is a predicted model, not a curated record. The coding region runs from base 1 to 882 and encodes 293 amino acids. Lineage: Eukaryota; Fungi; Ascomycota; Sordariomycetes; Hypocreales; Cordycipitaceae.